AUGGCGGAUGAUAAAGCACCAUCUUCUUCAAUUUGUACCAUAAAAAUGGAUAUCAACUGCUGUCAAAAGUGCCCUCUAAAGCUAGAAAAGAAGCUCCUCAAAUCAAAUGGUAUGUUGUUUUCAGGAUGGAGAAGUCAUCAUUUUUUGUGUUUAGUUUUCAUUUGCAUUCCUAUCUUUCAAAAUCUUAUACUUUUGCUCGAUGAGAGUUUAGACUAUGUAUUUGAAACAUUUCAAUCCUCAUCUCUUUCAUCACAAUAUAGAACUUGCAUUUACCCUUAUGUUGCAUCUGAGUUUUCCCCCUUCAUAUGUGAAUUUACUGUGGUAGGAGUGGAAUCUGUUACUAUAGACCCAAAUAAAGGGCUGGUAACAAUAUUAGGCGACAUUGACCCUCUUGUGCUCUUGCAAAAAAUAAAAGCAAUGGGAAAAGAAGCCAAGCUCUGGUUCUUUCAAAAGGAACCUGGCCACGACGAUGAAGCCACUGACCGUUCGAAGAGUGCUUCGAAGAUCGAACAUGGUAGUAUUGAAUCUGGUAGUAACAAUGAAGAUGACAAACAGUUUGAUUGGCAUGCACAACAUAAGUGUCUUGCUGCCUGCUAUGUCUUCUAA
Benincasa hispida (wax gourd) is the source of this 606-nucleotide messenger RNA. NCBI's taxonomy places the organism in Eukaryota, Viridiplantae, Streptophyta, Magnoliopsida, Cucurbitales, Cucurbitaceae. The record is from RefSeq and is a predicted model, not a curated record.